UCUUUCAGUCGUAUAUGUAGAGUGCUGAAAUAGAUCUGUCAGCAGAAUUGUUUAAAUGCGUAUGCGCACUUAAUGUGAUUUCACAAUAAUUGAAUGUGUUAACUUCGCCUUCGGAAUUAUCGGAGUUCUGGUAAAUCUGUAAUUAGUGUAAUUGCUCUUGCCUUUUGGACUGUUGUUUGUUCGCGAUAUUUUGUGGUGAUCGGUUCACAGUUGAACGUUCCUGGUAGGCUGGUAGAGAUUCCGGAAUUUAAAUGUACGAUGGCUCUCUCAAAAGUGAAUUCCAUACAUGCAAUUUUAUUGCGAGAAGAAUCCACUUUGCAAAAAUAUAAAAGAUGCCCGAAACCGUUACGAAGAGUAUUUGAUCACGCGAUCAAUUACGUGAAAAGUUUUCCCAAUGAUUUUGAUGAACUGCUUGAAAACGAUGAUUAUUCUGAUCCCGAUGACAUAACGUUCAUGAUCAGCAGACUUCAACUGACGGAUGCCCCUAAUCGUGCUAACGAAAUAUCCGAUUAUGAAAUUCAAGAAGUGGUCGAAUCUAUGUCGAUAUCUUCUACCAAGGCAGCGGAGAUUGUUGAUGAAAUCAAAACUGAUCUGGACAACGUAUUGAAAAAAUACGGAUUUACAGAAAACAGAUGGCGGGCUUAUGGGUCUUACGAUACUGGCCUGUGUAGCGUUGACAGCGAUGUUGACUUUUAUUAUGAAAACAUCAAACGUGGUCCUGGUAUUGCAUCCAACAAAAUUCCAAAAACAGUUUUCUUAUGUUUGGAGAAAGAAACGAACAAAUUUUCCGACGUAGAGUUCAUCGCAAAUGCUCGAAUACCGAUCAUUAAAUUGAAGCAUAAAAGCACCAAAAAAGAUUGCGACAUAUCUUUCUGCGAAAGCGGUGUGAAAAGUUCCAGGCUAACGAAAUUCUACGUAAAGCUGAACCCGAAUCUGAGAUUUUUAACCUUGUAUUUAAAACUGGUGCUGAAAAAGUGCAACAUGUACGGAACCAAUCGUAUGACCUCUCAUGUAACAUUCUGGUUGGUAGUAUUUUAUCUCCAACAGAAGAAUUUACUACCGUCUGUGAAAAGUGUUCGUAAAAAAUAUUCCGAUUGCAAAGAUAAGGAUUUAUUUGAGGACUGGAAUUGUUCUGUGAACAAAAAAAUUCGUUAUCCUUAUAAUCCAGCAUCGAAUGGUUUAUCAGCGUUGUUGUUCGGAUUUGCGAAAUUUUAUAUGGAUUUUGAUUUCCUUAAAAAUGUAAUUUCUCCUUAUCUCGGUAGCUUCAUACCAAUUGAUAAAAUUGGUAAAUGGAAAAUUCCUGAUGAAGUCUUUCCCUCUGAUUUACUAUGCAACAAUAACGAUGGCGAAAAUUCCUUUUACCGACACGUGAUAAAUAUUCAAGAGCCUUCGAUUUUAUGCUCAAAUUUAUCCAAGAACGUGGAAUGUAAAAUCGUGAAUUAUUUCGUGAUUUUAUGCAACGAGUUGUUAUCAAGUCAAAAAUUCUUGCCGUCGAAAGAUUUAAUGAAUUUGAGUAGUCUACCGUGUAAAUUUCCCAGCGAAAAGGGCCAACCUCGAGAUAUGAAGAAAUAUACGUUCAUUCCGUUACAAUUCGAUCAUCUGGAGGAAAAAAAUCCGCAGAAGUUGAAAAAAAUCAUAAGGCGAAAAAUACAUCGAGCUUUGGGCACCGCUUUGGAUUUCAAAUUGAAGACUUUCAAGGAGGAGGACGUUUUUCAAAUUAAAAGAGCCGAGCGAAAACAUUACGAACAGGUUACCAUGCCUGUAAUUUAUCUGAAUUACGUAUCGACUAAGGAAACUUGGAGUAAUGCCGAUGUUCGUGAUAUAUUGCUGUACCGAAGCCAAUCUGGAAAAUCGUCGAAUACAGGAUUAAAUAAAUCAGUUGAAGUGUACUUGGUUUGUGAAAUUAACCCGUCCAAGGGAAAAGCCAGACUCUUGAUACAAACUGAUAUGUAUUUGUCUAGAUUUUUGCAUAAACAUCGAGAAGAAAUGUUUGAAUUUUAGAUUUUUCAUUUAGGCUACCUACGUAAGUAGGUACAGUUUUAUUAUUGCCUACUUCUUUGCAGCUUAUUAAAAAUGAUUUUUGAUAA
Planococcus citri (citrus mealybug) is the source of this 2087-nucleotide messenger RNA. RefSeq lists its product as uncharacterized. Gene Ontology annotation, molecular function: RNA uridylyltransferase activity. Bases 259 to 2001 code for a protein of 580 amino acids. The record is from RefSeq and is a predicted model, not a curated record. The transcript is spliced from 4 exons. Lineage: Eukaryota; Metazoa; Arthropoda; Insecta; Hemiptera; Pseudococcidae.